AACUGUUCACAGUGGCCAGAAAAAUAUUUUGUGUCUACAUUAAGGUUUGUCUGGUUGUUUUCAUUACUUUGGUUACCGUUUUGGUAUCAGUUCAUUGCCGUGUACGCUCGCUACAGCUGCAGGAAAACAGUGUGCUUUGGCGCACUCCCGAAGUUUCAGCAGUUUGAUGUUUUUAGCCAACUAGCAACGACUAGUAGCCAUCGAUCAUUGUUGGUUCUAAGUCCCCGUCGAGAUGCCGCUUGGUUUAAAGCCAUGUUGUUCGGUUUGCAAAACAAACUCGUCGUCUAUGUGGAAAAAGGGAAACCAAGGAGAGAUAUUGUGCAAUAACUGCACAGGAAAGAGCAGCAAUGCCGGAGUGUCAGGACCAUCAGCGUCCUCCAACAUACAACAAAACAACGGCGGGGGCAAGCAGUCGAAGCAGGAGAUCCAUCGGAGAUCUGCACGCUUGAGAAGUACCAAAUACAAAGCCCCCGCUUCUGAAAAGAAGGUGUCAACGAAAGGCAAGGGAAGACGACACAUCUUCAAACUGAAAAACCCGAUCAAAGCACCAGAAUCGGUAUCCACCAUCAUCACGUCGGAAUCCGUGUUUUAUAAGGGAGUGUACUUUCAGAUCGGCGAUGUUAUCAAGGUGACGGAUGAGGAUGACGGGAUGCCCUACUAUGCCCAGAUCCGUGGCUUCGUCCAGGACCAGUACUGUGAGAAGAGUGCAGCACUGACCUGGCUGAUCCCCACCCAGGCCAGCCCCAAGGACAGGUUUGAUCCUGGCACUUACAUUGUUGGUCCAGAAGAGGAUCUGCCGAGGAAAAUGGAGUACCUGGAGUUUGUGUGCCACGCCCCGUCGGAGUACUUCAAGUCCCGUAGUUUCCCCUUCCCAACCAUCCCCAUCCGCCCCGAGAAGGGCUACAUCUGGACUCCCAUAGGCCCCCCCCCGCCUGCCAGCGGCUUUAAAGAACCCGUGGGCUCCAGUAACUAGCUGGACGAUCCAUCCGACACAACAUGGACUUAGUCCGCUUCCACGGACGUGUAUUUAUGUAAGAUAUGCCGACAGAGGCUAAAUUGGCUGUGUUGGACACAGUGGAAGGACUUGGAAAAUAAUUUGAUUGACAAGCUCUCUGAAGUACGAUUUUUUUUCCGAUUGUACAACCUGCUAAGACUAUUUUGUAAGAAACAAAUACCUUUUUUAAAUGUUGUCUGUGUCAACCGAAUUCGUCCUAUGUUUUCCUUAAAUGGUAUUGCACAACGUCAAGUAAAGGAAAAAAAAGUACAAGAAUAAAAAAAACAUGUACGUAACUUGGA
Osmerus eperlanus (European smelt) is the source of this 1296-nucleotide messenger RNA. It is a transcript of the gene gatad1, whose product is annotated as GATA zinc finger domain containing 1. NCBI's taxonomy places the organism in Eukaryota, Metazoa, Chordata, Actinopteri, Osmeriformes, Osmeridae. Bases 233 to 973 code for a protein of 246 amino acids. The record is from RefSeq and is a predicted model, not a curated record. Gene Ontology annotation, biological process: chromatin organization; regulation of DNA-templated transcription. The transcript is spliced from 5 exons. Gene Ontology annotation, cellular component: nucleus. Gene Ontology annotation, molecular function: sequence-specific DNA binding; zinc ion binding.